Molecule: messenger RNA, 1337 nt
Organism: Phyllostomus discolor (pale spear-nosed bat)
Lineage: Eukaryota; Metazoa; Chordata; Mammalia; Chiroptera; Phyllostomidae
Gene: CRYM
Product: crystallin mu
Exons: 8
Coding region: 89-1054 (321 amino acids)
Biological process (GO): thyroid hormone metabolic process
Cellular component (GO): cytoplasm
Molecular function (GO): thyroid hormone binding
Source: RefSeq, a predicted model, not a curated record
ACCUCAGGGCUGCGCAGGCUCUUUUCCGGCGCAGCCUAGAGAGUAGGGAGAGCAGUUUCCUUCCUCAAGUUAGAAGGCAGGCAGCAAGAUGAGCUUAGCACCAGCAUUUCUGAGCGCGGAGGAAGUUCAGGGCCACCUCCGCAGCUCCAGCCUCCUCAUCCAGCCUCUGGAGGUGGCUCUGGCGAACUUCUCCAGCGGGCCACAAGGAGGGGUCACGCAGCCGGUGCGCACUGUGGUGCCGGUGGCCAAGCACAGGGGUUUCCUGGGGGUCAUGCCUGCCUACAGUGCUGCAGAGGACGCUUUGACCACCAAGUUGGUCACCUUCUACGAGGGUCACAGCACCACCUCCACUGUCCCCUCCCACCAGGCCACUGUUCUACUCUUUGAGCCAAGCAAUGGCUCCCUUCUGGCGGUUAUGGAUGGAAAUGUCAUAACUGCAAAGAGAACAGCUGCAGUGUCUGCUAUUGCCACCAAGUUUUUGAAACCACCCAACAGUAAAGUGUUGUGUAUCCUUGGGGCUGGGGUCCAGGCAUACAGUCAUUAUGAGGUCUUCACAGAGCAGUUCUCCUAUGAGGAGGUGAGGAUAUGGAACCGCACCAAAGAAAAUGCUGAGAAGUUUGCGGACACAGUGCAAGGAGAAGUACAGGUCUGUUCAUCAGUCCAGGAGGCUGUGACAGGUGCGGAUGUGAUCAUUACAGUCACCAUGGCAACAGAGCCCAUUUUGUUUGGUGAAUGGGUGAAGCCAGGGGCUCACAUCAAUGGGUCUGUUUGCUCUUUCUCAGCUAUCGGAGCCAGCAGGCCUGACUGGAGGGAGCUGGAUGAUCAGCUGAUGAAGCAGUCUGUGCUGUAUGUGGAUUCCCGGGAAGCGGCCCUUAGAGAGUCUGGAGACAUUCUCCUGUCCGGGGCUGAGAUCUUUGCUGAACUGGGAGAAGUGGUGAAGGGAAUGAAGCCAGCCUACUGUGAGAAGACCACAGUGUUCAAGUCUUUGGGAAUGGCGGUGGAAGACACUGUUGCAGCCAAAUUAGUGUAUGAUUCCUGGUCAUCUGGUAAAUAAAACGAAGCAAUGUUGUGUUAAACGUGGAUGCUGCAGCUCAAGGGGUGUUGCCUCCAGUUGUCUCAUAAUUUCUAAAUCAAAAGAGGGAACCCUGUGCACAGUGAUUUAUAGUUUUGUGCUCAUCAUGUCUUAUCUUAAAUAAUGAGAUCCACAUUUGUGUUUGUAUUUAGUGAAAUUAGGUGGCCAUCCCUUCUUUUAUGCCAUAUUACAGCAACACUUGCCUUUCCAAGUAUUUCAUGGGUUUUUGUUAUUUCUGGAAAUAAAGCAAUUUUCCACUUCUGCA